AUGAGACUUCUGGCUUUCCUGGGCCUGCUGGCCCUGGUGCUGUGGGAGGCAGGGACAGCUUCUCUGCCAAAGGAGGGGAGGAAGAGGAGAGAAGAGCAGACGCCCAGGCAAGGGGACUCUUACGCAGCUCUGCCUGUGGGGAACUAUGUCCUGAACCCGGACAACUAUGGCGACGUCAUUGACAUGAGCAACUACGAGGAGCUCACAGACUACGGGCACCAGCUCCCGGAGGUGAAGGUGACCAGCCUGGCUCCUCCAGCCUGGGUCAGUCCCUCCAAGAGCGCUAUACCUGCAAGGACAUCCUCAGCAAACCCUGGCACGAUGACCAGGCCUACGACACUGGGCCUACCCACCCACCGUCUGCCCACCUGUCUGGUCUGCGUGUGCCUUGGUUCCUCCGUGUACUGCGAUGACAUUGACCUAGAGGACAUUCCGCCUCUUCCCUGGACGACUGUCUACCUGUAUGCCCGCUACAACCGUAUCCGCCGAAUCAGGGCUGGAGACUUCGAAGGGCUGACAAAACUGAAGAGGAUUGACCUCUCUGGCAACUCCAUCUCCUCCAUCCACAACGAUGCCUUCCGCACGCUGCCUGCCCUUCGGCACCUGAUCCUCCCAGGGAACCAGCUGGCGGCUCUGCCGGUGCUGCCCGGUGGCAUCGAGCUCCUAGACGUCCGCCUGAAUCGGCUGCGGAGCUCAGGGAUCCGGCCUGGAGCCUUCGGGGCGAUGAAGAAGCUGCAGUUCCUCUUCCUGGCCGACAACCUGCUGGAGUCCGUCCCCGGCCCUUUCCCCCUGAGCCUGCGCUCGCUGCACCUGCAGAAUAACAGGAUAGAGACCAUGCAGAGAGACAGCUUCUGCGACCCUGAGGAGCACAAACACACUCGCAGGCAGCUGGAAGACAUCCGCCUGGAUGGCAACCCCAUCAACCUCAGCCUCUUCCCCAGCGCCUACUUCUGCCUGCCCCGGCUGCCCAUAGGCCGCUUCGCCUAGCUCUGACUCCGCCCUCCUCCCCGGCCAGAGCCCUCCAAGGACCACUGAGGGCUCUGAGUGCUCUUUAGUGCAGGCAUUAAUCAGCCUUGUGAUCCAGUUACAAAAAUCGCACACCCACCCCAACACACACACAAAUUCAUCCUGAAAUGUCCCUCCAUAGCGGAAUUUGCAUUUCUCCAUCCUCUUUUCCUUAACACCUAUGGCUCUGGCUCAGAGAAUAGCAGCGUCUGCAACAAAAGGGCCUUUCCAUAUUCUGCGCCCCUCCUACCCACACAGAAUGUCAGGAAGGCCACGAAAGAGGAAGAGGAGGAGGAGAAAAGAAGGAGGACAGAGGA
This is a messenger RNA of Microcebus murinus (gray mouse lemur), 1322 nucleotides long. It is a transcript of the gene OPTC, whose product is annotated as opticin. Gene Ontology annotation, cellular component: extracellular matrix. Gene Ontology annotation, molecular function: protein binding. Gene Ontology annotation, biological process: collagen fibril organization; articular cartilage development; bone development. NCBI's taxonomy places the organism in Eukaryota, Metazoa, Chordata, Mammalia, Primates, Cheirogaleidae. The record is from RefSeq and is a predicted model, not a curated record.